CAAAAUAUGAAAGCAUCUCUUGUAUGCAUACUAAUUCUGACUGUUGUUGCAGUUGAUUUUGAGUCAUUUUAAUAAGCCUUGGAUUUUGAUCCAGAGACAAUGUCAGGAGAUAAUUGUGGAAAUGAUGAUUAAUUCACAAAAUAAUAUGAGGCGUAUUUCAUACUAAUAUUUUCAGUUACUUCCCUUGGAUUUAAUUACUUGAAGAGGGUGAAAUUGAAAUGUAAGAAGAUCACAGUGUACUUACUUAAGCUAGAGAUAAGAUUAAAUUAGUCAGAGACUUUAUUUUAGAUUUAGAUGAAUGUAAUUUAUUUAUGUUUAUUUAGAACUUGAGAAAGAAACAGAAAAUAAUAAUAAUAAUGUAGUUGAGUAACCUACUUAAUAAUAAGCAGACCCAUAACCAGUUUAAUAACCAUAAGAAGAAGUUUAGACAGAUGAUGAUGAUGAUGAUGAUGAAGAUGAUGAUCCUUUUGGUUGGGGAGCUGGUGAAAUUCCAUAAUAAUUAUUGGUUGAUAGCAAGAAAAAACAUAAUAAGAACUUAAAAGGACAUGCUAAAGUCUUGUUGGAAGUUAUGAAUUAGAGCAAAUCACUCAAAUAUAAAAGCGUAUCAUUUAAUCUAUUUUAGAAAAUCAAAAGAAUAAUUGCUAUGGCUACUGCUUUAGAUACUGAUAUGGGAACUUAAGAUUUAUAAGAAAGAAAAAAUCGUAAAUUAGAACUUUGUGAUUUAAUUUUAGAUGAAUUAAUCAAUAUGAUUGAAUUCUUAGAAAAAGUUAUGAAUGAUUAUGUAUUAAUUUAUAUCUAUAAUUUAUAGGUUUAUCAAUAAGAAGCUUAUGAUAUAUUCAAAAAGAAAUAAGAAGAAAUAGUAUAAGUUGCAGAUGAAUGUGGAGCAAGAGUGAUUUCACUUUAAGAUACUUAUUCAACAAGUUUUGUUUAAACUAAACCAUUAAACAGAAAUAAGAAAUAAAAUAAAGAACAAAAAAGAAAAAGAAAGCAUUGAAUGAUAAAUAAAUGAUACAUUUUCAUUUGCCUUAAGGGAUCCAAU
This is a messenger RNA of Paramecium sonneborni, 1039 nucleotides long. The record is from the annotation of a GenBank genome assembly. Lineage: Eukaryota; Ciliophora; Oligohymenophorea; Peniculida; Parameciidae.